This is a messenger RNA of Capsicum annuum, 1471 nucleotides long. Its product is annotated as double-stranded RNA-binding protein 1. NCBI's taxonomy places the organism in Eukaryota, Viridiplantae, Streptophyta, Magnoliopsida, Solanales, Solanaceae. The coding region runs from base 2 to 1375 and encodes 457 amino acids. The record is from RefSeq and is a predicted model, not a curated record. The transcript is spliced from 7 exons.
AAUGUACAAGUCUAAGCUGCAAGAAUUGUGUCAAAACAAGAAAUGGGCACUUCCAAAAUACUGUUGCAUGAGAGAUGGAGCAGAUCAUAAUCCACAAUUUAAAGCAUCUGUUGUUGUCAAUGGCAUCAAUUUUGACUCUCCACCUUUCUGCAAGUCAUCAAAAGAAGCCCAUAAUGAAGCUGCUAAGUUUGCUUUCCUUCACUUAACAAGUGGUGGUUCACGUUCAACGACAGAGGAUAUUGGACUAACGAAAGUUGACGGAGAAUGCAAAAGUCUGCAGGAUAAAAAUACUUCAGAGACCAAGAAAGGUGGUUCCCUUCCAACUAUAGGAGAUAGUGGACUAAUGAAAACUGAUGAAGUAUGCCAAUUUCCUUGUGAUCAUCUAAAUACUUCUGAGAUCAAGCAAGAAAAUUAUCACUAUCAGUACAAGACGAAGCUGCAGAUGUAUGCAAAAAGGAAAAACCUUGGUGUACCUGUGUACCGCAACAUAAGAAAGAUUUCAGCUCAAGAUCUUUAUUUUGAGGCAACUGUGGUAGUGGCUGGUGAAUUGUUCCAAAGUCCCGGAGCAUACAAAACUGCAGAAGAAGCAGAAAACUCUGUUGCACAGCUUGCAUUAAUGAAACUCGUAACUGUUUCCUUAGAACAGAGUAAUACCAGCAGCUACAAGAGUUUCCUGCAAGAACUGGCACAACAAGAAGAAAUGUGCUUGCCUGAUUAUAAGACAAUCAGGGUUGGCGAGCCUCACAAGUUAGCGUUCUUCUCAAGUGUUGAACUUGAAGGAGAAGUUUUUCACGGGGCUGCUGCAAAGUCCAAGAAACAGGCAGAAGAAAAUGUUGCCAAGGUUGCUUAUGUGGCUUUAACAAAAUGCAAAUCUGUCCAUGCUGGUGAGCAUUCAAAUUUUUCCUCAGGCUUGGAAGGUGAAAUUGUCAAAACUGAACCUAUCAUGGAUUCACUGUCGAUUACUGCUGGUCAAGAAAAAUUCAGAGAUGAAGAGGAGGAGAUAGUUUACUCUAAACAUAUAUCUCCAAAGUCCACAUGUGCUGAAAAGGUUAUUGCAUCUUCACUUUCGCUUGGGGUGAAAGAGCUUAGUGUAAAUGAGAAAUCCCCUUCUUCAGCACAAUCAUUGCGCCAUUUGCCUAGAGAAGCUAUAUUAUCAUCAGUUGCAAUGAAACCAUCCAAGUCCCCUACUGUCUCAAAUGUGAAUCCUCGUGCGAAGACGACUGCAGAAACCAAAAGUUACCUACUCUCCAACAGGUUCAGAGUGUACAACUCCAUUCCAGAUGAGGUCCUACCCCCGGGUACUAUUGUGCUUCCUAUUGCUGAAGAGAAGUGGGCUGUUGUGAGCUUGGAAUUCCUCAAUGAGAAAUGUGGCUAAUUAUGUACUAUUCCUGUAGAAGCAUGUUACUUGCGUUUAUCGUCCUGUUAAACUUAAACAAACAGGCUAAACUGAAUCAAGGAUGAUUAUAGCUAC